CUUUCUCUCUCUCUGUCUCUCUCUGUGCGUGUGCAGAGUGCAAAAGCAGAGUCGGCGAUGAGAUCGAAUUUGAGGGAGGGACCAGGUGUGCGAGGCUGGAUUAUAUGAAAUGCGGUGCGUGCAUGUGAAUGGAUUCGACUCAUCAUUUGGCUUCAUACCCCCACAUCGGUUCCGCAAUCAUUCGCUCCCUGUCUAUUUAUAAACUUGGCCCGUCGUCUCCACCGCAUCCACGCCCAGCAUGGGUCGCAACCUCAAGAACGCCCUCCUUGCUUUCGUCGCUCCUCUCCCCUCCAUUCUCUUCUACUUGGCCUUCCUCAAGAACGCCGGCUCUGCGGCUGUUGGCGAUGGCGGCUAUCCCCUCUCCCCUCUCUGGAGCUGGUGCCUUCACCACCCUUUCCUGCUGGCCAACGCCCUCUUCUUCCUCAACGUCAACGUCCUCUUCUGGGCCGUCAGUCAAAUUCAGUCUAGCCACUGGAUGAUAGAUCCGUACUGGACGGUGAUUCCCGUGAUGCUGACGCAUUACUAUGCCACCCACCCUCUCGGGCAGUACAACUGGUGGAGAUCCAGAAUUCUGAUGGCGAUGACGUGGGCGUGGGGCUUGAGGCUCUCCCACAACUACUUCAGGCGAGAGAAAUGGCAGUGGGGUGCUCGGGAAGACUGGAGAUUCACCGAUAUGCGCGCACAGUAUGGCAAGAACUGGUGGUGGGUCUCCUUCUUCGCCAUCUACGUCUCUCAACAGGUUUUCCUCCUUGGAGUGUGCCUCCCUGCUUAUGUAGUACACUCGGUGGACAAGCCCCUGAAUGUUUGGGAUUUCCUGGCUGUUCUUGUCUCGGUUUGCGGCAUCGUCGUGGCCUACUUUGCCGAUACUCAACUUCAUGACUUUGUCUCCAAAAAUGAGAAGCUGCAAGAACUGGGGAAGCCGGUGGCCCUCAAUCUCGACGAGGGCCUGUGGCACUACUCGAGACAUCCGAACUACUUCGGCGAGCAGCUAUGGUGGUGGGGACUAGUCAUAUUUGCGUGGAACUUGGGACAGGGAUGGACAUUUGUCGGCGCGCUGAUCAAUAGCCUGUGCUUAGUUCACGUGACCGGGCUCGUCGAAGAGCGGAUGUUGAAGAAGAAGCACAGGGCUGAAGCUUAUAGGCACUAUCAGAAAACUACAUCGGUAUGGAUCCCUUGGUUCAAGGCAUCCGAUCACUCUGGAAAGGAUAAGACCAUUUGAUCUUUUGUACUCGAACUGCUUGUGGAAACACGUGUGAACCAGCUUGUGUAGCAAAAUGAACACCUUCACGUUGUGCUUCA
This is a messenger RNA of Rhodamnia argentea, 1299 nucleotides long. RefSeq lists its product as uncharacterized. Lineage: Eukaryota; Viridiplantae; Streptophyta; Magnoliopsida; Myrtales; Myrtaceae. The record is from RefSeq and is a predicted model, not a curated record. The coding region runs from base 239 to 1219 and encodes 326 amino acids. Gene Ontology annotation, cellular component: membrane. The transcript has 3 exons. Gene Ontology annotation, biological process: lipid metabolic process. Gene Ontology annotation, molecular function: oxidoreductase activity, acting on the CH-CH group of donors.